AGCCUUAUUCCCAGCCGCGCGCCAGGAAUCGUUCAGUCGACCGAGGGACCUGCGGGCUGCGCGCGGCUGGCCAACCUAACCGAGACGCAAGGGCUUGGGCAGGCGGACUGACUGAACGAUCCGACAGACGCCCGGCGGCCGCCGGCUCCACGCAGGUCCCAGCCAGGCUUGCACCCAGAGGCCCGCAGCAGACCGUACCCGGUGGAAUCUCCUGCGCUCCGCCCGCCCGGGCUCCGGUGCCAGCGCCCCGUGGCCGCCGCCUCCAAAGUGAUUGCUGCCUCGCCGCCUCCGCCGGGUCCAGGACCAUGAAGCUUCUGCCGUCGGUGGUGCUGAAGCUCUUUCUGGCUGCAGUGCUUUCGGCGUUGGUGACUGGCGAGAGCCUGGAGCGGCUUCGGAGAGGACCGGCAGCUGGAACCAGCAAUCUGGACUCUCCCACUGAAUCUACAGACCAGCUGCUGCCCCUGGGAGGCAGCCGGGGCAGGGAAGCCCUGGACUUGGAAGAGACAGACCUGGACCUUUUCAGAGCUGCUUUCUCCUCCAAGCCACAGCCUCUGGCCACACCCAGCAAGGAGGAGCGUGGGAAAAAAAAGAAGAAAGGCAAGGGGUUAGGGAGGAAGAGAGACCCUUGUCUUCGGAAAUACAAGGACUUCUGCAUCCACGGAGAAUGCAAAUAUGUGAAGGAGCUCCGGGCUCCAUCCUGCAUCUGCCACCCAGGUUACCACGGAGAAAGGUGCCAUGGUCUGAGUCUCCCGGUGGAAAAUCGUUUAUAUACUUAUGACCAUACGACCAUCUUGGCUGUGGUGGCCGUGGUGCUGUCGUCUGUCUGUCUGCUUGUCAUCGUGGGGCUUCUUAUGUUUAGGUACCAUAGGAGAGGAGGUUAUGAUGUGGAAAAUGAAGAGAAAGUGAAGUUGGGCAUGACUACUUCCCACUGAGAGAGACCUGUGCUCAAGGAAUCUGCUGGGGACUGCUACCUCUGGGAAGACACAGCUGAUCGUAGACUCUGCAGAGGGAAAGAACGUCACAGCUAGUCAGGAAGAUUCCUUCAUCCCCAGUUGCUAUCUAGAUUGGGCCUCAUAAUUGCUUUGCCAAAAUGCCAGAGCCUUCAAGUGCCAAACUGAAUAUGUCAAAAUGGGAUUUUGGUCAGAAGAAAGCAAAAGUGAGAGACCUUCAUGCCCUUCUGAAUCUCCUCCACCAAACCCCACUUGUCCCCAUAAGUUUGUACACUUAACUUCUGGAUUGAGAUGCCAGUUAAAUUCCAUUUGCUCCAGGAUCUUUGACUGAUAGAAAAAAAAAAAAAAGAAGAAGAAGAAGAAGAAGGAGAGGAAGAAGGAAAGAUUUGUGGAUUGGAAGAAAGUAAUAAAGAUUGAGAAGCCAUGUACUCAAGUAGCCACCAAGGGAUCUGCCAUUUGGACCCUCUAGCGCUAGAUUUGAUGAGCUAACUGUGAAAUACCACAAGCCUGAGAACUCUGAAUUUUGGGACUUCUACCCAGAUGGAGAAAUAACAACUAUUUUUUGUUUGUUUGUUUGUAAAAUGCCUCUUAAAUUAUAUAUUUAUUUUAUUCUAUGUAUGUUAAUUUAUUUAGUUUUUAACAAUCUAACAAUAAUAUUUCAAGUGCCUAGUCUGUUACUUUGGCAAUCUCCUGGCCCUCCACCUUGUAUACCCCACCAUCUGGCUCAGCCUCACACCCCUCUGCCACAAAUCUGAGAUGGUUCUGUGACCCAUCUGUAGUCAUCUGUUAUCUGUCCACAUUUCCGAAGACCUUCUGCAAUCACAGUGCCACAGGGGGAGGUCUGUAGGUCAGGAUACAGGAGUUAACUUUGUCAGAUCCACUCUGUGAGUUGGACUGCAGUCUUGCCUAGGCGAUUUUGUCUACUGUUUGUGUUUUGAAAGUCCAAGGUGCUGAUGUCAAAGUGUAACAGAUACCGGUGUUUCCCUGUGUCCUCUCCCUGCCAAAUCUCUAAAGAGGUUGGGCUUCCAGCUUCCAGCUUUCCUGGCUCCUCACCACCCCCUGGCCCCAGGCCCACAGAGUGGGCACUCCCUCUUCCCUGUGUCAAGACAUUUCUCUUACUCCUGUCAUUCUUCUGGUGCUACUCCAUGCAGCGGUCAGUGCAGCAGGGGAUGAUCUAGAGAAGGUAUUAGCAAAGAAAAAGGCUGAGGAGGAACAGGAAACAUUGGAGCUGACUGUUGUUGUUAACUGAUAACCUACCAAUUGCUACAGAGUUUGGAGGUGAGGAGAGUUUUUGCGUAAAUCGACCCACCUCACCUAAACUGAAAGGUAUGCUGUCAUGAUCCCUUCUGGAAGUUUCUGGUGCCAUUUCUGAACUGUUACAACCUGUAUUUCCAAACCUGGUUCAUAUUUAUAUUUUGCAAUUCAAAUAAAGAUAACCGUUACUCCAUA
Messenger RNA from Hyaena hyaena (striped hyena), 2399 nucleotides. It is a transcript of the gene HBEGF, whose product is annotated as heparin binding EGF like growth factor. Bases 306 to 932 code for a protein of 208 amino acids. The transcript has 6 exons. The record is from RefSeq and is a predicted model, not a curated record. NCBI's taxonomy places the organism in Eukaryota, Metazoa, Chordata, Mammalia, Carnivora, Hyaenidae. Gene Ontology annotation, biological process: positive regulation of mitotic nuclear division; positive regulation of cell population proliferation; epidermal growth factor receptor signaling pathway. Gene Ontology annotation, molecular function: heparin binding.